AUGAUGGAGAGAACUGUCAGAGCAUUGCGAGUUCAAGGUCCGGGUCAUGGUAGAGAAGUAGAAAUUACAUUCGGCGAAGAGCAUCUUCAUGCAAGUGGUGUUUUCGCUAAUGUUUAUUCAGCUAGAUUGUACAGACCUGUAGAAAUGAUCGUUGCAAUCAAGAAAACAUGGCCAGGUAAAGGAUGGUCGGUAAUUAACCCAGAAGUCUACUAUCUAUCUCGAAUGAAGCAUCAAUGCAUCGUAACACUUCUCUACCAUUUCACUCUAAAAUCAAAUAAUGAGACAUGUCACUGCAUGGUUUUUGAUUACUUACCCACAGAUAUGGGCAAACUGCGAAUGAGCAAAAUAGGUCGUCGUUUCCCUCUCCUGGAUGCUAAAUUAUACGCCUUCCAAAUGUUCUCAGCUAUAGACUACGUGAAUGCCUUAGGCAUUGCACACCGGGAUGUCAAGCCAUCUAACUUGAUUGUUGAUGACGAAAAAGGAAUCUUGAAAUUGGCUGAUUUCGGCAGUGCCAAAUUAUUAAGAGAAAGCGAAGAAAAUACACCAUACCAGGUGACACGUUAUUAUCGUGCACCGGAACUGAUAUUCGGUUCGACUAGGUAUUCAACAGCAGUGGAUGUCUGGGCAUGUGGUUGUGUGUUAUCCGAAUUUGUUACCGGUAAAGUGCUCUUGCAAGGAAGUACUUGGCAGGACCAAGCUCGACUAGUUAUCGACAUAUUUGGUUAUCCGAGCACGGAGCAAUGUCAGGCAAUGAAAGUAAAAAAACCACGAUACGCCCGAAAACGUGCCCGUAGUUUGCGAGUUAUAUUAAAUGCUUGCGGUGCACCAAAUGAUAUGAUCCAGUUACUCCAAGCUAUCCUUGUUUAUGAACCUCAUCUAAGACUUAAAGGUAAUGAUGUGCUCCGACAUUCAUUUUUCAAUGAUUUACGGAAAAUACCGCUACCAGUACGAAGUAAUGGACGAGUGAUACCACACCUAGAUUACACCAUUUAUCAACAGAGUACACAAAAAACGAAUUCUGAUGAAACGGACACUGACAGUUCGGAUGAAAAGGAGAAUGAGUCAUUAAAAUGA
Molecule: messenger RNA, 1074 nt
Organism: Loa loa (African eye worm)
Lineage: Eukaryota; Metazoa; Nematoda; Chromadorea; Rhabditida; Onchocercidae
Product: CMGC/GSK protein kinase
Exons: 2
Coding region: 1-1074 (357 amino acids)
Biological process (GO): protein phosphorylation; signal transduction; negative regulation of canonical Wnt signaling pathway
Cellular component (GO): cytoplasm; nucleus; cytosol
Molecular function (GO): protein serine/threonine kinase activity; ATP binding
Source: RefSeq, a predicted model, not a curated record